AUGCCUGGUACUAGAGUCUUUACGAAUACCCCAUCAGUUCAUGAAGCGAGAGAAGGAGUAAUGGAAUUCCUUUUGGCCAAUCAUCCUCUCGACUGCCCUAUUUGCGAUCAGGGUGGUGAAUGCGAUCUCCAAGAUCAGUCCAUGAGAUAUGGCUCGGACCGUUCUCGAUUCCAUGAAAUCAUUGGAAAGCGAGCUGUCGAAAAUAAAGACCUUGGACCACUCGUGAAAACAUCCAUGAAUCGUUGUAUUCAAUGCACGCGAUGUGUCCGUUUUGCUAACGACGUCGCUGGUGUCGAGGAACUGGGGACCACUGGCCGUGUUGGGGGCACUGACCUCAAAGCCUUAUGCAUUCCAUGCUCGGCCUUGGGAACUGAAUCUGUGGAUGUCCUGGAUGCCCUUGGUUCCAACAUCCGGGUGGAUUCUCGUGGCGCUGUGUCUUUCAAGGCGGCGAAGAAUCCCAUAAUCAUCGUUGGAAGUGGUGUCAACGAGCACCCUGAUGCUCACUUGAUAUACCAGUCAUUGGCAAAGUUUACAAGAUCCCUCUCCAAACUCCCGGGUGGAACGGGUUCAAUGUUUUGCAACACGUAUGUUUGCACACCUCUGCGCGAGACAAAUACUCUGAAUGCAGCUCUUUUGCAGGUCGCAUCAAGGGCUGCUACCUACGACAUUGGGUUCGUCCCUUCGAAGAAAGCCACUUCCGAUGAACUGGACCCUGCAUCGAUCCCGCUGGAUGCUCUCGUGGUCUACCAGGGACACCAUGAUGAUCUUGGCGCUCAGCUUGCCGAUGUUGUUCUUCCGAGUGCUGCGUACACUGAGAAAAGUACGACAUGGAUCAAUACCGAAGGCCGUGCACAGUUAGGCCGAACGGCUGUUCCUCCACUGGGCGCCACUCCAGCUGUCGGUACUCCGCUGCCAUACGACGAUGUUCUUCACCUCCGUGAUCGCAUGUGGGAAAUCUCGCCUUCUCUCGUUCGCUAUGACAUCACGGAGCCAACAUUGAAUGCUGACAACCUUGCCACCCGUAAGGCUGCUCCUGCUACCAAUGUGCCGCUUAACAAGCCAGUUGCGAAUUUUUACCAAACGGAUCCUAUCUCAAGAGCAUCCGUGACCAUGGCUCAGUGUACACGCGCCUUCAUCAAGGGCGAAAACUAUGGCUUCUCAGAAACUGAAAAGGGAGCACAAGCAGCUGUCGCCUAG
This is a messenger RNA of Cantharellus anzutake, 1197 nucleotides long. RefSeq lists its product as uncharacterized. Gene Ontology annotation, cellular component: membrane. Gene Ontology annotation, molecular function: NADH dehydrogenase (ubiquinone) activity; iron-sulfur cluster binding. NCBI's taxonomy places the organism in Eukaryota, Fungi, Basidiomycota, Agaricomycetes, Cantharellales, Hydnaceae. The transcript has 6 exons. Bases 1 to 1197 code for a protein of 398 amino acids. Gene Ontology annotation, biological process: ATP synthesis coupled electron transport. The record is from RefSeq and is a predicted model, not a curated record.